Molecule: messenger RNA, 2435 nt
Organism: Ostrea edulis (European flat oyster)
Lineage: Eukaryota; Metazoa; Mollusca; Bivalvia; Ostreida; Ostreidae
Product: ubiquitin-conjugating enzyme E2 D2-like
Exons: 6
Coding region: 116-562 (148 amino acids)
Biological process (GO): protein polyubiquitination; ubiquitin-dependent protein catabolic process
Cellular component (GO): nucleus
Molecular function (GO): ubiquitin conjugating enzyme activity
Source: RefSeq, a predicted model, not a curated record
GAUAACGAAGUGUUUGUAGCGAGACGGAAGUUCAACCUUGAGCUGUUUGAAGCUUGGUCGGGAAACGAAAGAAAUUCACAGUUGCUUUGUGAUCGUUUUAAUCUGAUUGAUUAUCAUGGCUCUGAAAAGGUUGGCAAAGGAAUUGAAAGACAUCACAUCAGACCCUCCUGCAGGUUGUUCAGCUGGUCCAGAGGUAGACACAGACAUGUUCAGUUGGAAAGCAACGAUUCAAGGACCGGAUGAUAGCCCUUAUUCUGGUGGACUCUAUUUCCUGAAGAUACAGUUUCCCACAGAUUACCCAUUUAAACCUCCCAAAGUUUCCUUUACAACAAAGAUUUACCAUCCAAACAUCAACAGCAAUGGCAAUAUUUGUCUGGACAUCCUCAGAUCUCAGUGGUCACCAGCACUCACUGUUUCAAAAGUCCUGUUGUCCAUAAAUGCCUUGAUGACAGAUCCAAAUCCAGAUGAUCCACUGAUGCCAGAAAUUGCCAAGCUGUACAAGACAGACCGUGCAAAAUACAACAAAAUGGCCAUGGAGUGGACCAAGAAGUACGCCAGUUAAUGGAUAAUGGACUAGAUCAGCCCAGCUGCCUAGAACAUACACUUUGAACUGUGAUAUGAAAAACAAAUUUGUGGAAGAUUGAAAGUAUUUGUGUGGUCUUUUAUUAAGUACUUGAAGUAACAGGGUUUACUUAAAAAGCAUGGUGAUGUGUUGUCUUGUAUUUGAAAGAAAACAUUUUCAUUUGUCCCCAACUUUUUCAUUUAUUUGCAUGCUGGAUUUCCAUUAUUAUUUGAGGUAGAAUUCUUAAAUGUUAUGCCCUUGAGAUAAAUAAUCAGAGGAAUACUUUUGUUUGGUCCAUCUGUAUGGUUUUUUUUCCACUGGUCAUCACUUUUCAUAGUUGAAUAACUGGAAGGUCAAGGCCAAAACUAUAUACAAAUAAAGGUCAAGGUCAUUUGUAAAAGCAAAAUUUGCUAAUAUUGCCAAGUUAGGGGCAUAAUGCUUUCCAAACUCAUGUUGUUUAGUUCUGAAGUCUCCAAUGCAUAACAUUUUUGUUCUUCUGCUUUAUUAAAUUCCAGCAUUUUCAUUUUAUAUUUGUUAUCUGAAUUAAGUAAAUUAUGUGUAAAUAGAUAUUACUCUCAUUAAAACAGUUGUAUGUUUGAGACCAAGAGGUUUUUACGUAGCAUUCCGUGACUUCUUGUUACAGGCAGACUUUCUUUUUCAUAUACUUUGCGUAAUACUUAAAUAAGGAGCUUUAUAUGGUAAGGGCCAAGUUUGAUCCCCGAGUUUUGUUUAAAACAAAAGUUUGAUUUGAUUUUGGAACAGAAGGUAUGUACAUCUCUCUGAUACAUGUUUAUACAUUGAUUAAAAAUGCUUAUGAAAUCAAAUGAAUACCGAAGCAAAAAUACUAUAGUAAACUUGUCGCACAAAUAAUUUUUUUUUUCUUUUGAGUAUUUUAAUAACCUAACACGAUAGUUCUGGUACAACUUAGAAAGGGCAAAAAAGUUUUGCAAUAGUAAAUCAAAGUGGCUUUCUUUUUAUAUUAUUUCACUGUACAGGUUAUUCAAAGUUUAAUUGCAGGUUUUUUUUUUAAAGUAUCAAAGUAUUCACAACAUGUGUUUAAAGUUUUUACUUGUGUCAAAUUACAACAAAUUUGACAAAGAUGUUUAUAUAUCGUUCAGAAUAUGUCUUUUUAGAUUUCAGGUGAAUUUUAAGAGAUUAAUAAGGGAUCAAAUGAGACUCUAACCAUUUAAUGACUUCUUUUGAUUGAGUAAUUUUUGCAUGUGUGUUUGAAUGUAUAUGAAUUGUUUUGAGUGCUUGAUUAUUUUCUUUUUCUUUUUUUUUUUCUUUUUUUUUUUUGUUGUUGCCAUGUUUAUAUAAUUUAUUUGCACAAUGAAAAUAAUUGACACUAUGGUGUACGAGAUAAUGUGUCUUUUCAAUUAUCUUGCUCAAGACAAAAGCAACACAAACAUAGUCCAGGAUCGUUUUCUGUAGAAUUUUACAACAGAGACACAAGACUGGGGGGAAAAAAUGGUUGGAAUUCACAAAUUUUAAGAGCAAAUUUCGCAUAACAAUGUAGGAAAAAUCACUGAAUUUUGUGUCAGGGCUGUUCUUCUGGGUGAUAACAUUCAAUGUACAUGCACUUUCUUACAGUGUUAAUCCAAAAAAAAUGGAAACAUACAAUUUUUUAUUGGGAGUUAUAACUGGAAUUUUUUUUUUAAUAAAGAAGUAAAUCAAUUUAUAUGAAAAUGAAGUGUCUUAUUUUAUGAAAUCAAAUUCCAUGCAAAUUUUUAUCAAAUGUUGAACAAUUUUGAAUUAUUGAAAGGGUACAGAGAUUAAAAACAACUUGAAUUGGAUUACACAUUAAGCAACAGUUCAUUGAGGUUCUGAAAUCCUUGUUGUCAUAAUGAACUUCGUCAUUAAAUCAUUAAAUGAA